AUGGAACCGAUGCCAGAACAAUCGCUGUACCGACAGUGGCGAAAGAUGUCAUUCAAGGCGAAAGAGGACCUAAUCAAAACCAUUGCAGAAUAUCAGGCGCAGUUCUGGAAGCCGAGAAACAGAUUUCAGGGCGUGAGCAACAUCAACCGGAAGCCACAACCGGAUUUGAGAGAAGAUACUUAA
This is a messenger RNA of Rhinocladiella mackenziei CBS 650.93, 183 nucleotides long. RefSeq lists its product as uncharacterized. The record is from RefSeq and is a predicted model, not a curated record. Bases 1 to 183 code for a protein of 60 amino acids. The transcript has a single exon. NCBI's taxonomy places the organism in Eukaryota, Fungi, Ascomycota, Eurotiomycetes, Chaetothyriales, Herpotrichiellaceae.